Messenger RNA from Trichomonas vaginalis G3, 1113 nucleotides. Its product is annotated as armadillo (ARM) repeat-containing protein family. The record is from RefSeq and is a predicted model, not a curated record. Bases 1 to 1113 code for a protein of 370 amino acids. Lineage: Eukaryota; Parabasalia; Trichomonadida; Trichomonadidae. The transcript has a single exon.
AUGCCGAAUAUUAGCAAUUUAAGUAAUGACAGCAUCAUAUCUUUCUUUGGAAUCAUUUCAAUAUUAACUAGUCCUAAUUCACCUGUUCAAGAAUUAUUUACAACAGAAGAAAUUUUAAAUUUUUUAAUAUCCAAUCUUCAAAACUCGAUUAAAAAAGUCAAGAUACACAUUAUCACUUCUAUAUCGCAAAUUGUUUCUUCAAAUCAUGAUAUUAUUCAACUUUUAUUGCCAACUCAAUAUUACACAAACAUUACAAGUUAUUUACAACUGACAUCAUUUAAAUUGCAGUUGAUAUCAUGCUACAGCUUAAUUUCAUCAAUUGGAUACUCUCAUGAUCUUUAUUCUCUAGGAAUUAACAAAAUUAUCGAAACAUUCCAAAAUCAGAACCAAAACAACAAGAAUCUUAUCAUUAAAUGUAUUACUACAGCAUUUCACUACUUUCCUGAAAUAAUAUCAGAUUUUAUUGAAAAUGAGAUUAUUUCUACAUUUAUUCAGUUUCUUGCUCCAAUUGAUCCAAAAUCGGAAUUGCAAGAAUCUAUUGUAAUGCUUUUUACAGAAUUUAUAACAAACAUUCCUGAAGAAAAUUUGAAUUUUUUGAAUUCAAUUAUUCCUCAAACAAAGAUAUUGUUUGAUGCAUAUUAUUCAAUUUAUUCACAAAAGGAAGCGAAUGCGAGUGUUUCAAAUGCUACUAUUAAGCUUUUAGAUUUAUUCAUUUAUUAUUAUCAUUAUCAUGCAGAUCUUCUUAGUGCACACAUUCUCUCUUCAGAUUUUAUUAAUGAAGUAAUAUCAAUUAUGCAAGUUGAAUCGUUUAGAUUAUCUUCUAAGUGUUUAUUCUUUAUUUUUAUCGCAUUUGAGAGUGGAAAAGAAGAUUUAGUAGAUGCAGUUAUUGGUGUAGAUAUAUCUGAGCAAAUUUUAUCAAUUAUGAAAGAACAAUCUGCUGAUGAUAUCAACUUUUAUUUGAAAAUUAUUAUAAACUUUAUAGAUACUCAUCAGAAUGGUUCUGAAAGCAUACAAAAUUAUUUCGGCAUGGAUCAAUUAGAGAGUAUUUUAAGUGAUUUUACUGAUUCCCAAAAUCAGCAACUUGCCGAAAUCAUUUUUGAAAAAAUUGCAUAA